This is a messenger RNA of Effrenium voratum, 375 nucleotides long. The record is from the annotation of a GenBank genome assembly. NCBI's taxonomy places the organism in Eukaryota, Dinophyceae, Suessiales, Symbiodiniaceae.
AUGUCCUCACGGGCGGAUUUCACCGAGUCGCCCGGGCUGGAAGGACACCAGAUUCCUGGUGACACGCUGGCGCCCUGGGCGUGGCGGAGUUGCUUCGCGCGCCAGCCCGCAGCAGGACAGCGACGCGGAGGACUGGCUCGCCAAGAGCCGCGAGGAGGUGGAGGCUUUUGGCGAAGAGGAGGUUCUGAGCUGGCGGAAGCGGUGCUGAGAGCUGGCGGUCUCAAAGGCACCGUGGAGAACGCCAGAAGAGGCGUUGGCCGAGUGCUGAGCAUUCUCAGUGAAAACAAGGUUACAGGCCAAUCCUUGCUGCGGCUCACGCUGGACGAGCAGAUUGCAGCUGGAAUCCCGCUGGGCCCUGCAAAGCCUUCUGGCUGA